Molecule: messenger RNA, 2922 nt
Organism: Trypanosoma theileri
Lineage: Eukaryota; Euglenozoa; Kinetoplastea; Trypanosomatida; Trypanosomatidae
Product: cyclic nucleotide-binding protein
Exons: 1
Coding region: 1-2922 (973 amino acids)
Source: RefSeq, a predicted model, not a curated record
AUGUCAGAAAUACCAAAUGGUGCCUCUCUUGAGGUAUCCCCAGCGCCUGAACCUCCUGUAAAUGGAAAGGAAAGUUUAGUGCCAAAAGAAAGUAAUAGACGUGAGAGAACUAUUUCUUCAGCCGCAACCUCUCUAUCUAAUGAAACAAUGGUGUUAACUCCCAGAGAAAGAUUUGCUCGUGUAAUUGAAAAGGUUUUACACACAAUAGAUGAACGAGCCAAACGUGCUGUGCCUAAACACUAUUGGCAUGAAGAAGACUCUGUGGAUGAACUCACUUCUUGUAUGAUUUACGAUGGUCAACAAAAAUUAGAACCUCCUCAUAAUGUGGUAUUAGAUACUAUGAUUGCUAAAGGUAUUCCUGUACACAGUGCAAAGGAACUUCUUUCUUUAUUACAAAACACUGAACAUUUACAUUUACUACGAACAGAAGAAUUAUGUGAAGUGGUACGACUUGCCUUAAGACGUGAAUACAUAAAAGGUGAAGUAAUAUUACCAGCAGGAUCUCAAACUAUGCAUGUGUAUGUUGUGAUUUGGGGUGAAGUGGAUGUGUUUGCCCCAGAUAAAGAUUCCUUACAUAGACAUCAUCAUCUACGACGUCGUCAUUCUCUCUAUUCUCAUCAUUUAAAUAAACGCUCGUUAUUAACAAGUCAAUCUUUUUCAUCUAUUCCAUCCUCUGGAGGAUUUGGACCUUUUGUACCGAGACGAUCGACUCCUAAUUUUGAUUCUCGUUGGCAAACACCAUCGCCUCCUCCAGACCAAGAUGAAGAUUUAUGCAUGACUCACUGUGGGAAAUUAAAACCAGGUAUGUUGUUUGGAUUUGAUGCCUGUGUGUUUGAGGAAAGUUCAGCUUUACAUUAUGUGGCUGGAAAUGAGAGUGAAGUUACCGUAGUGGCCCUUUUACCACUUCCACAAGUGAAGGAACUCUUAAGAGGAAAUGUUUGUCUUGCUCAAAGUGUCGGUCACAGUAUCGCACAGGAAGAUAUAUUUAUUCCUGUACGUGAAUUCUGUCGAUAUGUAUUUGCCCCUACACCUGAUAUGAAUGAAUAUUUACCACUCUGGACUAUUCUAAAUCGAUAUACAAAGAUUAAUAAUGUGAUUCACACAAAAUUAUUUAGUGGUGAAAUUGAUACCGCCGCUUGGGGAUAUGCAUUGAAGCGAUUACCAGAAAAUGUCACCACAACAUUUUGUUUUGAUCUCGUUUUGGCUCUUCCACCUUUUGUGGCCACUCGAAUGCGAGAGGAGGCGAAACGGGCAGAUGUUCAUCGAACCUCAAGAGAUUUUAAACGUACGGAAGUAACAUAUAUUCGUACAAAAGAACGUCGUCGUUGUACUUGGCAUCUUGGAAUGGAAGGGAAAGCUCUUGUAUUGUUGCGAGAUGGGUUUACAGAUCUUUUGGAUUUUCUUUCUAUGUUGUGUGUUCAUAUUAUUGAAAGUAAUAAAUUGCGUAGUCGUGUACAGGGAAUGGUACAUCCACCAGCGAUUGAUGUAUUGGAUGAUUAUUUACGAAAUCGUGAAAUAGAGGAAGUAAAUGGGUGUAAACUAUCCAAAGAAGAAGAAUUAAAUCGUGUGGAAAAAAUAUUAUCUACAAUGCCAUUAGAUAAGAAUGAACAAUCUGGUUUAUUAGGUAUUUGGCAUAGUGAUACACUUGGUAAGAUUUAUGAAGUUAUGAUGCAUCGUGAGGAAUUUAAUGUACGUGUGGAUCCCAGUGUUUCCCGUAAAUUUCAAACAAGUCCAUUUCAUGAAUGGGCAUUAAAUUUACGGGCAUGUAUAAUGCAGAAAAUGGGAUUAGAUCGUAAUUUACCUCCACCGCAUGAUCUUUGUAUUGAUAUUGUAAGUAGUAAUACACAUUGUAUUAAGAAUCUCUUAUCCGGUUUUCAUCGUAAGAAUCGACAUGUUGUGGAGGAAUAUGCGAGAAAUGAUAAACGAUUAGGGAAUAUUGAUGAAUGGCAUACUAUUGAAGAUGCCUUAUAUGCCUCUACCGCUUCUCUCUUGGCAACAGAACGACAAGAGUUAAAGGAAGAAUAUGUACGUGCAUUGGAUGAGAGUGGGAUUACAGUAUUGACAGAUACGGCAAUGACUGGACUUCAAGUAGAUGUCAUUCCUGUACAUGCCUUAAACUUUAAAAAGAUUGAUACCGUUUUACAGGAAUCUCUGAAAGAUUCCGUUUUACAGGAUUCAAUGAGAAGAUCGGUAGGUGAUGGUAUUGAACAGAGUUCUACGGUUUGGCGAAGAGUUUGUCUUCCACGUCGUGGUCCUGGUGAUAGAAGUCAAAACUGUGAUGAUUCUGCCUGUUAUCGUUUAAAUCGACAUUUCAUUAUUAAUAUGGAUUUCGCCUUUGGAGCUCAGGCAGAAGGAAUUUGUCAAGCCAUCUUUAGUGUAUUUGGUUCCCGUAUUCGUAGUGUAAGUGUGAUGGGAAAAGCCGGUGGACUCACUGGUAGAAGAGGCGAUAUUCAAUUACCGCGGGAGUUAGUCAUGUCGAAAUCCAGUCUUAUCAUGGAAGAUGCUCAGGAUGAAUUACGGCGUUGUCGUAAUCAAGAUUUCACUGCCGCGCGAUUACGUGAACUCGCCGGUCCAUCUGUGGAAGUUCACGAAGGAAGAGUCGUCACGAUUGCAGGAACUAUGCUGCAGAAUGUUCGUAUGCUGCAAUUUUAUAAAAACAUAUGGGGAUGUGUGGGGGCGGAGAUGGAGGGAUCUUACUUUGCCCGUGUGAUUGAGGAUAUGUACCGGCAGGGCAUUGCGAAUCCAAAUCUCAUUACUCGCUUUGCCUAUUACACCAGUGAUUUGCCGCUGGCGUGUUUGGAGUCCGCCUCGCGGGGGGGCGGGGGCGAUCAGAGUUUGUCGGCCCCAAUGUCAGCAGCAGAGGGCGUUCCUCCGCUCUACGCGAUCGCACGUGGUAUUCUGGAGAGAAUUCUUUUAACGUAA